Molecule: messenger RNA, 3517 nt
Organism: Epinephelus moara (kelp grouper)
Lineage: Eukaryota; Metazoa; Chordata; Actinopteri; Perciformes; Serranidae
Gene: gde1
Product: glycerophosphodiester phosphodiesterase 1
Exons: 6
Coding region: 302-1306 (334 amino acids)
Biological process (GO): lipid metabolic process
Molecular function (GO): phosphoric diester hydrolase activity
Source: RefSeq, a predicted model, not a curated record
GUCAUAUCCGCCGCACAGUGAACCGUAACGUCAGUUGGUAACUUAGCAGUGUUCCUACUUCUCGUGUUAAAUGUUGGACCAGUUGUAGGAUUUCUCCCAUUUAUCAGUGUUUUAUUUAUGUUACUGAGGAGAUAAUGUUAUCUCUUAGCUAGACGGAGCAUGACUUUAUCUCAGGUGGGGCGUUUGAAGAGAGUAAACUUAGCAGGACGGGUUAGCUAACAGGUUCCACCGGGCGCAGCCAGCUGACAGGCGGCGGUACUUUAGCUUCAUACUCAAAUUUGAAACACAGAGGAGGACAACAAUGCUGCAGCUGGGAGAUGAAGUCACCCUGUACACGGUUGUCUUCGUGGCGGUCUUGCUGGGGACCCGGAGCCCGGUGUGGACAACCGCCCUCACCGCCUCUCUCUACAUAUUUCUAGCCAUGUUCCGGUUCCCCCAGGUGCCGACCAGCCGAGCCCGGCAGGUGCUGCACCCGGACAAGGGCUCUGUGGGCUCAGGCAAGGUGUCGGUGGUGGCUCACCGGGGCGGUGGGCACGACGCACCGGAGAACACGAUAGUAGCUAUCCGGGAGGCCAGUAAGAAUGGGGCGACAGGCGUCGAGUUGGACCUGGAGUUCUCAGCAGAUGGUAUCCCAAUACUGAUGCAUGAUGAGACUGUGAACCGGACCACCAACGGGUCGGGACCACUCAGCCAAAUGAGAAUGUCUGAGUUGGUUAAACUGGACGCAGCUGCUAAACAUCGACUCAGGGACAAGUUUGCUGGAGAGAAGAUCCCAACUCUGGAGGAGGCGGUGGAGGAAUGCAUCAAACUGCAGCUCACCAUCUACUUUGACGUCAAAGGUCAUCCGGAUGAGGCAGCUGCAGCCCUUAAGGAAUUGUAUAAAAAGCACCCAGUCCUCUACAACAGCAGCAUUGUCUGCUCCUUCGAGCCCAAAGUCAUCUACAGGAUGAGGCAGAGUGACCCAGAGGUGGUCACGGCGUUGACUCAUCGCCCAUGGAGCCUGAGUCGGUUCGGAGAUGGCGCCCCGCGUUUCUCGUCACUAUGGAAACACCAUUGGAUGACGCUAAUGGACGUGGUGUUGGACUGGGCGCACCAUCACGUGCUGUGGAAGCUCUGUGGCAUCUCAGCCUUCCUGGUACAGAAGAACUUUGUCUCACAGGACUAUGCUCAGUACUGGGCCCAGAGGGGGGUGGAAGUUGUCGCCUGGACAGUCAACACAAAAGUGGAGAAGGAUUACUACGAGGAGCUGCUGCAAGUCAACUACAUCACAGACAGCCUUGUGGAAGACUGUGAACCCCAUUAUUGAGAGACACAUGAACCUAACACAGGAUGUGUUCACACACUCAUUAAAAACAUGAAAUCCAUAUGAAAGGACAAUUUCACUGUCUACUCAUCACUUACAAUGUGGCAUCAGGUAGGAGAACAUAUGCCACUCUUUUACUCCAGUGCACACUGUCUUAUUGUGUGUAUGUUUAUUUGGCUGAAUCCAAAUGUCCGUACUUCACUGCACUUGCAGACUUGUGGACUUUAGGAGGAGGGCCAAGAGCUGUCCAAAUCCAUAAUUCCUCCAGUCCACAAGGGGCCUAAAGCGGACUUUCUGCAGACUUCCAGAGAGUCUGCUUGGGAUGCAGACUUCAGCAGACUUCACUGAUUUAAUUGCCCACAAUUCAUUGCAAUACAGACGUGACACUGUAGUUUUAUUUUUCAAUAGGCAACUAAAAAUUUUUAAAACAAUACUUGAAUUGUGUAGGUCAGAAAUAAUAUGCAACAACAUCAUGAUACAGAAAUAUAUAGAACUACAGGUUGUACAGGGUAAUCACAUGCAUUGUCGAAGCUUACUGUAUGGGUUGUACAGUGAGAUGCCAAAUACAAAGGCUAGAAAAGUGGCCAAAAAACAACUCAAGAAGAUUUUCUGAUGUAACUAAUAGGCCUACCCAAUUUAUUUAGUCAUAGCCCAGUCCUUAUUUACAACCAUCUCUGUAUUUGAAUGUCUGCAGUCCUACACAUCGGAUUUAUAUCUGAUUAUCUGCAGGGACAGAUGAGCAGACAGAAUAUGACCGCAUUUACACUGAUUGUAAUUGUCACCCAAUGUCUCCAUGGCAGUGAGUCAAAACAGUCUCGAGGGCUGUCUAUCAGCGGCUUGCGGUCUCUGCCCUUGCAGACUUUACAUGAUGACGUUGAACUCGUCACAGUACGUACGACUGAAGUCCGUGAGGGCUCAGCAGUCCGCAAGUCCAGAGGGUGAACAUUUGGAUUCAGCCUUUGAGGCAAUCAAACUGACCGGGACCGAGUGCCAUACUUAAUAACAAGAAGCAUGACACACAUGUAUAGAUGUUUUGGCAAUGAAUGUCUAUAAUAGACCUUAAUCAAAUGUACUGUAUUCACCAACUCAGGACUGCUAGUUUUUUCGGGGGUUUUUUGGUAAUCAGGUUUGUCUCACUGUCUUUGAAGACUUACCGUGUCACACACUGUGUUUUUACUGUUUAUUGUAAAGGCCAUUAAUCUUAAGUAACCUAUCAAGAAAUGAUUUUAGCUCUCAUGAAAAACUAAUACUUAUUUAAACAUAAACAUUUUAUAUCUUUGACAAAUGUGCAUAUGGAACAGAAAUGUAGAAUUGAAUAAGAUUGCUAUACUUGUUUCUAUGUGCUGCUAACAUCAUUUCAUCUCAUUUUUGUUUUCGAUGUCUGCACCAAGUACAGUUUACAGCAGGUCUAUAUUACACUGUACAUACAUACACAAUAUAAUAUUAAUAUUAUACAUGUUAAAAGUAACAUUAUUUUAAAGAAAUGAUGUGAUAUUUUGUUUGAGAAAUAACAUUUGGGUUCACAGUAGCACACUCUUUCACACACACAAUUCUGACCUCACUGUAUCUGUAUCUGUCAAAUCCAUCUCAUGUAACCACAUGCAUAUGUGCUUCUGUUUAGCUAUGAGACGAGGAAUUGGAAUUAGUCUCAAGAACAAUUUAGAAGUGCAGUACUGUACGUGGAAACACAGCAGGACAGUGCAGAGGAAAAAUGCAGAGGUGUAAUACACAAGACAUGACAGACAGUAAAUAUAUUGUAUGGAAUAGGAAAUAGGCCGAACAGCAGAUGUACAGGUGUAACUACUAACACUAAAGAUGUCUCUGUUGCAUUUAGGUGUGUAGGUACGUUAUGCCAGUGAGGGCCCUUGAACUGGAGAACCUAAAUGAUGCAGACAUUAUUAAUGUUAGUUAUAUCUGAGUGUGGCAAGUUAAAUCACAACUAGAAAGGUUUUCAGACUCAACAGUGCUCUGAAAAAGGUACGUAAGAAAGCUUCUGUUUAUAAGGUCUUUGGCCCAGAUAUCAACCUCAUUUGCAUCUGACGUAUGCUUUAUUUAAUCUACAAUUUAUAAUGAAUUGAAAGUAAUUUUAAAUGAAAACUUGAACAACUUAUUUCACUGUUCAUUGUAAGAAUGGGAUAAAUAAAUCAUGGCUUGAUUUCAUAUGAUUGACGUUUUUGUGGUGAUGCAGAGUGGAAUUAUGUAUAAAGUGCUGGA